GUUCGCUAAGUUGAAUAUGGUUCGAGGUUUAAAUAAAAGUCAUUAGAAAUAUUAUGAUUCAACUAACUGAUUUAUAAUUAUGUAGAGUAAACAAAAAUGAUUUUGGUAAAUUAUCUAUCACAUGGAAAAUUACUUUUCUUCAUUAUCCAGGUUGAUUAAUUAUAAAUAAAUUUAAUAUAUAAUUAAAAAGUCCAUGGCGGCUUAAAUCAAUCACCACCGGUUUGUCUUCCCUGAAUAAACGCACAAGAAGAAGACGGGGCCCACGCGGUUUCGGAGGUUGGUAAUGAAUCGGGUGAACAGUUUACGGUUCCACGCCAGCCCAUCUCGAACGACCUCACUCCCUCUCCCUCUCUCUCUCUCUCUCUCUCUCUCUCUCUCUCUCUCUCUCUCUCUCUCUCUCUCUCUCGCCAGUCACGAAGCGUAACGGAUAUUGAAAUGGAACACGAAACCUCCCACUUUUCGGAUUAUAAAGCCAACCCCACCUAAACCGCAAACAAACAAACCAAUCCAACGAACCGCACCAGCUCCGUCCCUUCCCCGUCAAUCUCCCUAUACGACUCCCUAGACUGUGUCCUCUCUCUCCGUAUAAGAAGAAGAAGCAGAGGAUUAAGAGGACAAGAAGAACAGUCGGAUGAGAUGGUGAUGGUGGAGGAGAGCGACAAGGGGGAGCAGAGGGUGAAGGGGUCGUGGAGCCCGGAGGAGGACGCCGCGCUAACGAGGCUGGUGGAGCGGCACGGGGCACGGAACUGGUCGCUGAUCAGCGCGGGGAUCCCCGGGAGGUCGGGGAAAUCGUGCCGGUUGAGGUGGUGCAACCAGCUCAGCCCCUCCGUCCACCACCGCCCCUUCACCCCCGCCGAGGACGCCACCAUCCUCGCCGCUCACGACCGGUACGGCAACAAGUGGGCCACCAUCGCCCGACUCCUCCCCGGCCGCACCGACAACGCGAUCAAGAACCACUGGAACUCCACCCUCCGCCGCCGCCGCCGCCGCCGCGCGACUCCCGUUGCCCCAUCACCCUCGUCCUCGCCCCUCCCCCUCUCUUCCUCAUCUCCGAUCGCCACCGAGCCGGACUACUCGGAUUCGGGCUCGGCCAGGAAGCGGCAGCGCUCGAGCGAAGACGCCAACGGGGGCGGAUGCAGCUCGUUGGCGGCUGACCCCACGACGUCGCUGUCGCUGAGUCUGCCGGGCGACGGCGGGGGGACGGAGAGACGGUCGGACGGCCCGCUUGGAGAUGUGGAACGGCUGAGGGACAUGUGCUUGGUGUCGAUAAUGCGGCAGAUGAUCGCGGAAGAGGUGAGGAGUUACAUCGACAAGCUGCGAUCGCCGGGCGCCGUCGACGAUACGGUCUCCGUUGUCGUAAAGGCCGAGCCCCCCUCCGAUCGCCAGAAUUAA
Musa acuminata AAA Group (dessert banana) is the source of this 1392-nucleotide messenger RNA. Its product is annotated as transcription factor MYB73-like. Gene Ontology annotation, cellular component: nucleus. Gene Ontology annotation, molecular function: DNA-binding transcription factor activity, RNA polymerase II-specific; RNA polymerase II cis-regulatory region sequence-specific DNA binding. The transcript has a single exon. Lineage: Eukaryota; Viridiplantae; Streptophyta; Magnoliopsida; Zingiberales; Musaceae. The coding region runs from base 637 to 1392 and encodes 251 amino acids. The record is from RefSeq and is a predicted model, not a curated record. Gene Ontology annotation, biological process: regulation of DNA-templated transcription.